Piliocolobus tephrosceles (Ugandan red Colobus) is the source of this 1436-nucleotide messenger RNA. RefSeq names its product gasdermin D (gene GSDMD). The transcript is spliced from 9 exons. Gene Ontology annotation, molecular function: phosphatidylinositol-4-phosphate binding; phosphatidylinositol-4,5-bisphosphate binding; phosphatidylserine binding. The record is from RefSeq and is a predicted model, not a curated record. Gene Ontology annotation, biological process: defense response to bacterium; pyroptotic inflammatory response. NCBI's taxonomy places the organism in Eukaryota, Metazoa, Chordata, Mammalia, Primates, Cercopithecidae. The annotation marks the transcript as partial. Gene Ontology annotation, cellular component: NLRP3 inflammasome complex.
GGGGGGGGGGGGGGCGGGGCCUCAGGUCUGGCCUUGCUUUAGAUUUGCAGCGUGGCAGCACCUUCCACUUCUGCGAUGCCUUGGAUGGGCAGCUACGGGGCAGCGUGGAGCUGUCAGCCCCAGGACAGGCAAAGAUCGCAGGCGGGGCCUCGGUGUCUGACAGCUCCAGCACCUCAAUACAUGUGUACUCGCUGAGUGUGGACCCGAACACCUGGCAGACCCUGCUCCAUGAGAGGCACCUGCGGCAGCCGGAGCACAAAAUCCUGCAGGAGCUGCGGAGCCGCGGGGACAACGUGUAUGUGGUGACGGAGGUGCUGCAGACACAGAAGGAGGUGGAAAUCACACGGACCCACAAGCGGGAGGGUUUGGGCCAGUUUUCCCUGCCCGGAGCCAUGUGCUUGAAGGGUGAGGGCCAGGGCCACCUGAGCCAGAAGAAGACGGUCACCAUCCCCUCAGGCAGCAUCCUCGCAUUCCGAGUGGCCCAGCUGGUUAUUAACUCUGACUUGGACAUCCUUCUCUUCCCGGAUAAGAAGCAGAGGACCUUCCAGCCACCCCCGACAGGCCACAAGCCUUCCAGGAGUGUAGUCGCCUGGCCACAGCUGCUGCCAGGCCUCUCCAUGAUGGGGUACCUCCCCAGCUUCUUGGCAGAUGGGGUCCCUGUGGAGGAGACGUUCACUGAAGACUUCCAGGGCCUAAGGGCAGAGGUGGAGGCCAUCUCCAAGGAACUGGAGCUCUUGGACAGAGAGCUGUGCCAGCUGCUGCUGGAGGGCCUGGAGGGGGUGCUGCGGGACCAGCUGGCCCUGCGAGCCUUGGAGGAGGCGCUGGAGCAGGGCCCGAGCCUUGGGCCAGUGGAGCCCCUGGACGGUCCAGCAGGUGCUGUCCUGGAGUGCCUGGUGUUGGAAUCCAGAAUGCUGGUGCCAGAACUUGCCGUCCCCAUUGUCUACCUGCUGGGGGCACUGACCACGCUGAGUGAAACGCAGCACGAGCUGCUGGCGGAGGCGCUGGAGUCGCACACACUGUUGGGGCCGCUCGAGCUGGUGGGCAGCCUCUUGGAGCAGAGUGCCCCGUGGCAGGAGCGCAGCACCAUGUCCCUGCCCCCCGGGCUCCUGGGGAGCAGCUGGGGUGAAGGGGCACCGGCCUGGGUCUUGCUGGAGGAGUGUGGCCUGGAGCUGGGGGAGGACACUCCCUACGUGUGCUGGGAGCCGCAGGCCCAGGGCCGCAUGUGUGCACUCUACGCCUCCCUAGCACUGCUAUCAGGACUGAGCCAAGAGCCCCACUAGCCUGUGCCCAGCAUGGCCUGGCAACUCUCCAGCAGGGCAGAGUGUUUGCCCACCAGCUGCCAGCCCUAGGAAGGCCGGAAGCCCAGCAGCCACGUGGCCAGUCUGCCAUGGGGCCCAGGAGCUGGGGCAGCACAGUAAAGUGGUGUACGAAGGAAA